Messenger RNA from Telopea speciosissima, 4125 nucleotides. Its product is annotated as trafficking protein particle complex II-specific subunit 120 homolog. Lineage: Eukaryota; Viridiplantae; Streptophyta; Magnoliopsida; Proteales; Proteaceae. The record is from RefSeq and is a predicted model, not a curated record. Gene Ontology annotation, cellular component: trans-Golgi network. The coding region runs from base 161 to 3763 and encodes 1200 amino acids. The transcript has 10 exons.
GGAAAACAAACUUCAUCUGCUUCUUUUCGUUCCCUUCGAUUCUUUUCUGCAUCUGCCUCCAGAACUGCAACCCAUGAUCAAAUGAACCGCAUCUGAGAACUCCACCCAAAACCAACCUCUUAAAACCGCAAGACGCUCUUCUCGAUUAUUUGCAGCGGCAAUGGAACCAGACGUCAGCAUUGAGAGCGGUUGCGUGAUCAGAAUUGCUGUUCUACCCAUCGGCUCGAUCCCACAAGUGCAGUUGAGGGACUAUGUAUCGAUAUUGGUCCGUCACAACAAAGUCGAGCUCUCCGCCAUCAGUUCCUUCUACACGGAGCACCAGAAGAGCCCCUUCGCUAACCAGCCGUGGGAGACUGGUAGCCUUAGAUUCAAGUUCAUGGUCGGUGGAUCACCUCCUAGUCCGUGGGAAGAUUUCCAGUCUGACCGUAAGAUCCUCGCCGUAAUUGGGCUCUGCCAUUGCCCUUCUUCGCCGGAUCUCGAUGUUGUUGCUGAGCAGUUUGCAACAGCAUGCAAGAGAUACUCUUCUGCUCUUGUCGAGCGGUGCUUUGCAUUUUGCCCUGGCGAUUCUCAGCUAGAGGAUGGUGGUAAAAAAGGGAACAAUAUAGUAUUGUUUCCUCCUGCUGAUCGGCAAACUCAGGAAUUCCACUUGCUGACAAUGAUGCAAGACAUUGCAGCUUCAUUAUUGAUGGAGUUUGAAAAAUGGGUUCUUGGUGCAGAAUCUGCCGGAACUAUUCUGAAGACGCCAUUAGAUUCUCAAGCCAGUCUCAGCUCAGAGGAGGUGAUAAAGGCCAAAAAACGUAGGCUUGGGCGGGCACAGAAGACUAUUGGGGAUUAUUGCUUGUUGGCAGGCUCACCUGUUGAUGCCAAUGCUCACUACUCUACAGCAUUAGAACUUGCCAGGUUGACAGGGGACUUUUUCUGGUAUGCUGGGGCGAUGGAAGGCAGCGUAUGCGCCUUACUGAUAGAUCGGAUGGGCCAAAAGGACCAAGUUUUAGAGGACGAGGUGAGAUAUCGUUAUAAUAGUGUGAUCCUUCAUUACAGAAAGCCGUUCAUGCAAGACAAUGCUCAAAGAGUUUCAACUCUAAGCUUUGAACUCGAAGCCACUUUGAAAUUGGCUAGAUUUCUUUGCCGAAGAGAACUGGCUAAGGAAGUGGUCGAGUUAUUGAUGACUGCAGCAGAUGGGGCAAAAUCUUUGAUUGAUGCCAGUGACCGGCUGAUAUUAUAUGUUGAAAUAGCUCGGUUGUUUGGUGCUCUUGGUUAUCAACGUAAAGCUGCCUUUUUUUCAAGGCAGGUUGCUCAGCUGUAUUUACAACAAGACAAUAGUUUGGCUGCUAUUAGUGCGAUGCAAGUGUUGGCACUGACCACAAAGGCCUAUCGCGUUCAAAGUAGAGCAAUCAGCUCAAAGUCUCCCAAUAAGGAAAUUGGAUCAACUCAUGCCGAUACUGGGAAAAUGCAUCCCCAAUCAGUUGUCUCGUUAUUUGAGUCUCAAUGGAGCACCUUGCAGAUGGUUGUGCUGAGGGAAAUUCUGAUGUCUUCUAUUCGUGCUGGAGAUCCUCUUUCUGCAUGGAGUGCAGCAGCUCGCCUACUUAGGUCUUAUUACCCUCUCAUCACACCUCCUGGGCAAAGUGGACUUGCAAGUGCACUUAGAAAUUCAGCAGAAAGACUCCCUUCUGGAACUCGCUGUGCUGAUCCUGCCCUACCUUUUAUCAGGUUGCAUUCUUUUCCUCUCCAUCCAUCAGAAAUGGAUAUUGUUAAACGCAAUCCAGGGAGGGAAGAAUGGUGGGUAGGCUCAGCUCCUUCAGGGCCUUUUAUUUAUACACCAUUCAGUAAGGGAGAGCCAAAUAAUAGCAGUAAGCAGGAGCUGAUUUGGAUUGUUGGGGAACCAGUCCAAGUUCUGGUGGAAUUGGCUAAUCCAUGCGGCUUUGACUUAAUGGUUGACAGUAUAUAUCUGUCAGUCCAUUCUGGAAAUUUUGAUGCCUUUCCCAUAAGUGUGAGUCUUCCACCUAGUUCAUCAAAAGUCAUCAGUUUAUCAGGGAUUCCAACGUCUGUGGGUCCAGUAACAAUUCCAGGAUGCACUGUUCAUUGUUUUGGUGUUAUAGCCGAGCACCUUUUCAGGGAUGUUGAUAACUUGCUCCUUGGAGCAGCACAAGGACUCGUACUUUCUGACCCUUUCCGUUGCUGUGGGUCCCCCAAGUUAAGAAAUUUAUCUGUGCCAAAUAUUUCAGUGGUACCACCUCUACCUCUGCUUCUUUCUCAUGUGGUAGGAGGUGAUGGUGCUGCUAUCUUAUAUGAAGGUGAAAUUCGUGAUGUGUGGAUAAGUCUGGCAAAUGCAGGAUCUGUUCCAGUUGAACAAGCACAUAUUUCACUAUCAGGGAAGAAUCAAGAUUCUGUUAUUUCAGUUGCAUAUGAAGCCCUAAGCUCAGCUCUUCCUUUAAAGCCAGGUGCAGAAGUUAUGAUACCAGUGACUGUAAAAGCUUGGCAGCUUGGCUUGGCAGACCCUGAUAAUGCUGCUGGCAAGAGUAUUUCAGGAAAUGCUGGGAGGAUAUCAAAAGAUGGAAGCAGCCCCAUGUUUGUUAUUCAUUAUGCAGGGCCACUGGAACAUCCCGGAGACAGCAAAAUAAAUGGUAAUGUUGUGCCUCCAGGUAGACGUCUGGUUGUUCCAUUGCACAUCUGUGUUCAGCAGGGGUUGUCCUUUGUGAAAGCUCGUUUGCUUUCAAUGGAAAUUCCAGCACAUGUUAGUGAAAACCUGCCUAAGCCAGUUUAUCUAGAGAAUGGUUCUAUGGAAGAAGCCACAGUUCCUGAUACCAAGACUGAAAGCUUGGUACAGAUCGAUCCAUACAGAGGAAGUUGGGGUCUGCGCCUUCUUGAGCUUGAGUUAUCUAAUCCAACUGAUGUUGUAUUUGACAUUAGUGUUUCUGUCCAGCUGGAAAGUGCAAAGGAUGAGGAUACUUCUACUUUUGUUGAUCAUGAUGCUGCUGAUUUUGGUUAUCCAAAAACUAGAAUUGAUAGGGAUUACUCUGCAAGGGUACUGAUACCCCUGGAGCAUUUCAAGCUCCCUAUUCUUGAUGGAUCAUUUUUUGCAAAGGAUUCUCAGGCAGAUGAUGUUACCACUAGUAGAAGUUCAAGCUUUACAGAGAAGAAUACCAAGGCUGAAUUGAAUACUUCUAUCAAGAACUUGAUCUCCAGAAUAAAGGUCAGAUGGCAAUCUGGACGGAACAGCUCUGGGGAAUUGAACAUCAAGGAUGCCAUACAAGCAGCUCUGCAAACAUCGGUCAUGGACAUAUUGCUGCCAGAUCCGUUAACUUUUGGCUUCAGGCUAGCUAAAAAUGGUACUACACAAGUUGACUCAUCAAGAGAAUCCAAUAUUCAAGUGAAGUCUCCAAGCUCUAAAGGUUCCAUACUUGCACAUGACAUGACUCCCAUGGAAGUUCUUGUUUGCAAUAACACUAGGGAAAUGAUCAAGAUGAGACUUAGUAUCUCUUGCAGAGAUGUUGCGGGCGAGAAUUGCAUCGAGGGUAGCAGAGCUACUGUCCUAUGGGCUGGUGUUUUGAACGGCAUCUGUGUGGAGGUUCCCCCUCUUCAAGAAAUUAAGCAUUGCUUUUCCCUGUAUUUCCUGGUUCCGGGUGAGUACACGCUAGUAGCUGCCGCUGUUAUUGAUGAUGCUAAUGACAUUCUCAAAGCUCGUGCCAAAGCUGAUUCAUCUGAUGAACCGAUCUUCUGUCGUGGGCCUCCAUUCCAUGCCCGUGUCAUUGGGAGCACAUGAUCUUUUUAUCCACCUCAAUUUGACUGGCAGCUUGUAUUGAUUACAAAUGAUGGAUGGCCAAAGAAGACCAAGUGAUACCUUGUGGUUCAGGACACAGGUUUGGUUGGUGAUACUCCCAUCUCCAACGAAUGCAUUUCUGCUAAUGCUUCAUAGUAUGUGUAACUUGAUGGUUUUGGGGGCCUAUGUAUAAAUGUACGUGUGGGCACCAGGCACAGGUACUGGAUUGAGUUCACAAGACAGGUGGGCGGUGAAAAUUUUCUCAGCUUCAUGGAGUUCUAUUAAAGGGAAAUUAUAGGUGGUUACGGAGGACCUUUUGCGUUCCACUUUUAUAGUUCCGGCUAUUGGAUUGUUAUACUCGUCUC